AAAACAAAAUUAUUAUUUUUUUAUUCAUAAAUUUUUCUGCCGCAGUAGCUUUAUCAAGCAUUUGUCGAUUUCUAGUUUCUUCUUAUUUCUAUUAAAUUUCACUUCUUCUUAAAAAAAUGGAAAAUGUAGAAAAAGUUUGGCUAGGUCCUCUGCCACCCGAUUCACCCUACGUCAAACCAUUCCGAUUUUAUUUUGUCCAAAAUGGUAUCGAAAAAAAUUGGGAUCUACUCAAAGUCCACGAUAGUGUGGCCAUAAUAAUUUACAAUACAACAAGAAAUGCCUUAGUUUUUGUUAAACAAUUUCGACCAGCGGUUUAUCAUGGUGUCGUAACCGCUGACGGCAGAGAAUUCAAAGAUGUUGAUUUGAAUGAGUUUCCUCCGAAACUUGGAGUCACUUUGGAACUUUGUGCUGGAAUUGUCGAUAAAGAUAAGAGUUGGAUUGAAAUUGCCAGGGAAGAAGUCCUGGAAGAAUGUGGCUAUGAUGUUCCAGUGGAACGUAUUGAAGAAGUGCUCACUUUUAGAUCUGGGGUAGGUGCAUCUGGGGCACAACAAAGAAUGUAUUAUUGUGAAGUAACUGACACUGAUAUGGUUUCGAGCGGGGGUGGAGUCGAUGGGGAGGUUAUUGAGGUUGUAGAGUAUAAUUUGGAAGAGGCUCGCAAAUUGGUUAGCCAAGGAGCUGUUAAUAACAGUCCACCGGGUUUUCUCUUUGGGGUGCUUUGGUUCUUAACCAACAAAGCUCCAAAAGCGUAGAGAUGCUAUUUAAUUAUUAAAUAUUUGUCGGAUGUGCUUGCAAGCUGCCUGCUCUCAUUCGAUUUAUUCCUGAAUCACCAAAAUGAAAACAAAGAGAAAUCCAUUUGUUAAACAAAAAAAGAUUUAUGAUUAAAACAAAAAGAACAAAAAUAAAAAAAAAAUUAUUAGUUUAUAAUAAAAAUAAAUAAAAAAAAAGACGUAUUGUUGAGAU
Messenger RNA from Episyrphus balteatus (marmalade hoverfly), 960 nucleotides. RefSeq names its product uridine diphosphate glucose pyrophosphatase NUDT14-like. The record is from RefSeq and is a predicted model, not a curated record. Gene Ontology annotation, biological process: ribose phosphate metabolic process; nucleoside phosphate metabolic process. Lineage: Eukaryota; Metazoa; Arthropoda; Insecta; Diptera; Syrphidae. The transcript is spliced from 3 exons. Gene Ontology annotation, molecular function: UDP-sugar diphosphatase activity; metal ion binding. The coding region runs from base 117 to 749 and encodes 210 amino acids.